Messenger RNA from Aspergillus oryzae RIB40, 1413 nucleotides. Its product is annotated as FKBP-type peptidyl-prolyl cis-trans isomerase. Gene Ontology annotation, cellular component: chromatin; nucleolus. The transcript is spliced from 4 exons. The coding region runs from base 1 to 1413 and encodes 470 amino acids. Gene Ontology annotation, molecular function: peptidyl-prolyl cis-trans isomerase activity; macrolide binding. The record is from RefSeq and is a predicted model, not a curated record. NCBI's taxonomy places the organism in Eukaryota, Fungi, Ascomycota, Eurotiomycetes, Eurotiales, Aspergillaceae.
AUGUCUGUCCAACCUGUCGCCGUUUAUGCUCUUAAGGUGCCUGCUGGAGGUGCCCUUAUUCCCGCAGUGCCAGAUGCUGCGGCCAUGUUCCGUGUGAGCAUGGCUGCCAUCGAUCCUGAUGAGGAACCUGACUUCGAUGGACACGAUACUAACCAGCGCCCCAGAGCCACCCUCAGGAUCGUGCGCGCUCCCCCCGGCCUGGAUCUUGAGGACGACUCGGAUGACGACUACGAGGAUGUGGACUCUGAUGAAGAAUCCGAUGAUGAGGAACCCAAUGGCGGUCCUAGUGACAAGGAGAAGGCUCGCAAGCUCAAGGAGCUCGCCGCUCUCAAGGAAAUGGAGGAAGCCAUGGACGAGGAUGACGAGGAUGAGGAUGAGGAUGAGGAUGGAGAGUUCGAUCUGAAGGCUGCUAUCUCCAAGCUCGUCAAGGGCAAGGGCCCCGCUACUGAUUCCGACGAAGAUGACGAGGAAGAUGAGGGCCUGGAACUCGAUGAGAUGGUCGUCUGCACCCUGGAUACGGAGAAGAACCUCCAACAGCCUCUGGACAUCACCGUCUCUGAGGAUGAGCGUGUUUUCUUCAAGGUCACCGGUACCCACACUGUUUACUUGACCGGAAACUAUGUCAUGCCCAUUGACCCCCAUUUCCACGGUGAGGACGAGGAUGAAGAAGAUGAGGAUGACUAUGACCUUUCCCCUGAUGAGGACGAGUUGGCCCUCGACCUUAUGGGCGACGAUGACAAUGAGAGUGAUGAACUUGAUGGCCUCGAGAACCCCAGAAUCACCGAGGUUGACAGCGAUGAGGAACCCCCCAAGCUUGUUGACACCAAGGGAAAGAACAAGCGCUCUGCCCCCGCCGAUGAGGAGAAGCCCGCGAAGCAGGCCAACGGCGAGGAAAGCUUGAGUAAGAAGCAGCAGAAGAAGCUUAAGAAGAACAACGGUGAUGCAGCUGCUGUUGAGCAGAAGAAGGAGGCCAAGGAAGGAAAGGAGGCCAAGAAGGUCCAGUUCGCUAAGAACCUUGAGCAGGGCCCUACCCCCUCCGGCCAGGACAAGAAGCCUGCCGAGCAGACCACCGGCACCCUUGGUGUCAAGGAGGUUAAGGGCGUCAAGAUUGAUGACAAGAAGCUUGGAAAGGGACCUGCCGCCAAGGCCGGCAACACUGUUGCCAUGAGAUACAUUGGAAAGCUCGAGGACGGCAAGGUCUUUGAUGCCAACAAGAAGGGCAAGCCUUUCACCUUCAAGCUCGGCAAGGGUGAAGUAAUCAAGGGCUGGGAUAUUGGCGUUGCUGGUAUGGCCGUUGGUGGUGAGCGCCGCAUUUCGAUCCCUCCUCAUCUGGCCUACGGCAAAAAGGCUCUUCCCGGCAUCCCCGGCAACUCUAAGUUGAUCUUUGAUGUCAAGCUGCUUGAGAUCAAAUAG